AUGGAAAUAAACAAACGUCCUCCAUUUGCAACUUCGCUGUCGCCUGUAUUUCUUUUAAAGGAAUACAGGAUACAGUAUGGGGCAAAGGAGACCGACUUCGUGAUUUUUCAUCAUCACAAAAUACCAUCAUUUCCUAAAACACGUAGUGAUGAACCGAUGGCAACAAAAGAUGGAGCAAAGCAGGAUUGUAAUAUCUGUCAUAGAGCAUGUUCGUACAAAUCUGCUCUUGAGCAACACAAAACUCAUACUGAAGAAAGUGAUUUCAAAUGUGAUAUUUGUUUGAAGACAUUUAGCCAACUUUCAUCUUUUAAGGCAAUCUAAGAUCAAUGCUGGAGCGAAAAUGUUCAAGUGUGAUGUUUGUUCAAAGACAUUUAACCCAAAACAUUCCCUUUUGACUCAUUCUAAGAUCCAUUCUGGAGAGAGGGAUUUCAAGUGCGAUGUUUGUUUAAAGACAUUUAUCACAGCUCAUAAUCUGAACCAACAUUAUAAAGUUCACACUGGAGAGAGGAAUUUCAAGUGCGAUGUUUGUUUUAAGACAUUUAUCACAAUGUCUAACCUGAUUACACAUAGGAAAAUUCAUACUGGGGAGAGGAAUUUCAAAUGUCAAGUUUGUUUGAAGACAUUUUACCGAAAAUCUAAUCUUGUGACCCAUUCUAAGAUCCAUACUGGAGAGAAGACUUUCAAAUGUGAUGUAUGUUUAAAGACAUUUAUCACAGCUCAUAAUCUGAACCAACAUUAUAAAAUUCACACUGGAGAGAGGGAUUUCAAGUGCGAUAUUUGUUUAAGGACAUUUAUCACAAUCUCUAACCUGAUUACACAUAGGAAAAUUCAUACUGGGGAGAGGAAUUUCAAAUGUCAAGUUUGUUUGAAGACAUUUUACCGAAAAUCUCAUCUUGUGACCCAUUCUAAGAUCCAUACUGGAGAGAGAACUUUCAAAUGUGAUGUAUGUUUAAAGGCAUUUAUCACAGCUCAUAAUCUGAACCAACAUUAUAAAGUUCACACUGGAGAGAGGGAUUUCAAGUGUGAUGUUUGUUUAAAGACAUUUAUCACAUCCUCUGACCUGAACAAACAGUGUAAAAUUCAUACUGGAGAGAGGAAGUUCCAAUGUGAUGUAUGUUUAAAGACAUUUAUCACAGCUUAUCAUCUGAACCGACAUUAUGAAGUUCACACUGGAGAGAGGGAUUUCAAAUGUGACGUUUGUUUGAAGACAUUUACCACAGGCUCUGAAAUUAAAAGACAUUAUAAGAUCCAUACUGGAGAGAAAACUUUGAAAUGUGCUAUUUGUUUGAAGACUUUUAGCAAAAAAGAUUCCCUUGCAAAACAUUCUAAGAUCCAUACUGGUGAGAGGGAUUUCAAGUGUGAUGUUUGUUUGAAGACAUUUAUCACAUCAUCUCAUCUCAAAGAACAUUGUAAAAUUCAUACUGGAGAAAGAAUUUUCAAAUGUACUGUUUGUUUGAAGACAUUCAUCAGAGCCUUUCAGCUGACCAGACAUUUUAAAAUUCAUACUGGAGAAAGGGUUUUCAAAUGCGAUGAUUGUUUAAGGACAUUUAUCACAGGCUCUCAGCUGAAACAACAUUGUAAAAUCCAUACCGGAGAGAGAAAUUUCAAAUGUGAUGUAUGUUUGAAGACAUUUAUUAGAGCCUCUGAACUGAACAGACAUUGUAAAAUCCAUACUGGGGAGAGAAAUUUCAAAUGUGAUGUAUGUUUGAAGACAUUUAUUAGAGCCUCUGAACUGAACCGACAUUGUAAAAUCCAUACCGGGGAGAGAAAUUUCAAAUGUGAUGUUUGUUUGAAGACAUUUAUUAUAGCCUCUGAACUGAACCGACAUUGUAAAAUUCAUUCUGGGGAGAGAAAUUUCAAAUGUAAUGUAUGUUUGAAGACAUUUAUUAGAGCCUCUGAACUGAACAGACAUUGUAAAAUCCAUACUGGGGAGAGAAAUUUCAAAUGUGAUGUAUGUUUGAAGACAUUUAUUAGAGCCUCUGAACUGAACCGACAUUGUAAAAUCCAUACCGGGGAGAGAAAUUUCAAAUGUGAUGUUUGUUUGAAGACAUUUAUUAUAGCCUCUGAACUGAACCGACAUUGUAAAAUCCACACUGGAGAGAUAAAUAAAUGAUAAAUAUGAUGUUCUUCAAAAACAUGUGAAAUGAAAAAACAUUGUAUAAUAUAUGCGGUGCAAUCUAAUAUCUAUACUGUAGUGAAAAAUCCAAAUGUGAUAUUUGUUUGAAGACAUUUGGCUGGACAUGCAGAAAUUUGAUCACUCAUGAGAUUCUAAGAUCCACACUGGGAGAGGAAUUUCAAACGUGAUUGUUGUUUGAAGACAUUUAUUUAAAUCGACUUGUAAAAUCCCUUCUGGAGAGUAUUCCAAAUCUGUUUUUGUUUUGUGAAAAGACAUUUAACACAGCCUCUCAAAUGAAUAGACAUUGUAAAAUUCAUAUUGGAGAGAGACAUUUUAAAUGCAACUGGUAGCCUACAUAUUUUCAAAUUUUUUUUGCUGUUCCUUCACAACAUUUGUGCCUACUACAUGUAGCUCAAAAUUGCAGAAAAACAACUGCGGGAUUGUAGACAGGAUAGCUGGGAACGAGUUGCUCUGUUGUCUUUAAUCUAUUAUAAUAUGCACGCAAUAGAUACAACAAACUGGCCAAUUGGUGUAGCAUAUAUAUGGUGUAAUCUCGUAUGGUGUAAUAUAUGUAUUAUAUGUGAGGUGUAAAAAUACAGAAAUACAGAACGUGUUCAUAACAUCAAAACAUGUGUAUUCUUCUUGAAAUAGCAAAAUCUACAAUUUAUAUACUUUAUUAUCAUA
Messenger RNA from Owenia fusiformis, 2800 nucleotides. The record is from the annotation of a GenBank genome assembly. Lineage: Eukaryota; Metazoa; Annelida; Polychaeta; Sabellida; Oweniidae.